GGUGGGCGGAUGGACCAAUGAGGAUCCGGGAUCCUGCGGGCCGCUGAAGCCCCGCGGCAACGUCAGGGCCUGGGCACACAGGUGGGCAGGGAGGCGGGGCUUAGAUGGCAGGAAGGCGGGGCUGAAAGUUCCUACUCCCCGGAGGCAGAGAACCAGUUGCAGGUCAUUCCAUGGGCUAAGUAGUGGAUAUCCAGAACCCUACCAGCAGCCAGGUCAGCGCGAGCUCCGAGCUUCUCUUUCUGACUUCAAUAAGCCGAGCACCCUCUCGAAUGGGGCCUUUGACAUUUCAGAUGAUAGAGCGACUGGUGUCAUCCAUAAAUUCCACUCACACCUGUGUGCAUUGUCCCUGCGAACUGGUCUUGCCCAGGACUUUGGCACUUUGGUCACCCUAGUCAGCCUGAUGGGCUCUACACGACUGUGUCCAUGAUGGCGGCGAUCUGGCCCUGAGCCAGUUAAGGACCCACCCUGGUUGAGUCCGGUCUAACAUGAACUCCAGGAUGAUAGCGAUCAUGGUGGGCAUCUUCUCCGUCCUGAACACCAUCCAGUUCUUCAUCUUUGAGCUGAACCAGGUGACGCACAUCGGCUUCGAAGACAAAUACAGCAUCUACCUGGACAAAGAGUCGGAGGUGGCGUCCUGGGUGGUGAUCUACAGGCAUAACAUCAGCACGGGGCUGUCCAUCACCACCAUCGUGGUCAGCUGCUUCUUCCUCUUCUGCCUCGACAAGAACAUGUUCAUCGGGCUGCUGAUCUACACCGUGUGGAUCACCGUCUACGAGCUGCUCAGCUUCACCAUGGUCCUGCUCGUCCACGGCACCAUCAAGGAGCAGUUCAAGGAGCUGAGCCAACUGUACUUGCUCCUGCAGAUCUCCCGCAUGCUCCUGCACUUCACCUCCCUGCCCUUUGUGGUCAAGCACGGCUACACGCUCUACAGAGACCCCAAGGUCAUGAGCUUAGCUGGCCGCCGCAGGCGCUCCUCCAUCAGCACCGUGGACUCGUGGCCCCCCGUCGGGCUGGGGUCGUUGUACCGCAAAACAAACUGAAACCGGGAUUGGGAGGGUCCUCACCCGGGGUCUGCUCAUAUAGCUUGUCUUUUCGGGGGUUUUGAGCUAUAUGCAGCCUGUUAUAGUAUUGGUUAUGUAAUGAUAUAUAUAGAGAGAGAUCUGUUACCUUUAUGUUGACUAUCUCCUUGGUGCCUUUGUUGUUGUUGUUAAAGAUUUACUUAUUUAAUAUAUUUAUGAG
Messenger RNA from Mastomys coucha (southern multimammate mouse), 1239 nucleotides. RefSeq names its product transmembrane protein 217 (gene Tmem217). The record is from RefSeq and is a predicted model, not a curated record. The transcript has 3 exons. The coding region runs from base 486 to 1040 and encodes 184 amino acids. Lineage: Eukaryota; Metazoa; Chordata; Mammalia; Rodentia; Muridae.